AAUCACACAUCAAGUAUGGAUAGUCUAGGUGCUAUUGUUGUGUGUACUUAUUUAAGAAGCAGAGAACUUUUCACUACUAAAUUUCUUCUUUUCUUAUACCAAGGUAAUAUUGCAAACUAUUUGAGCCUGGCAGAGGUUGAUUCCAUAUAUCUUCCGGUCCCUGUGAACUUCAUCUUUAUUGGAUUUGAUGGAAAUGGACGGCAUGAGCUUAAGUUGGGGCCUGAAGAACUGGAGCGCUGGUUUACAAAAAUAGAUCACGUAUUUGAGCACACAAGAAUCCCUCCAGUUGGUGAAGUUCUUACCCCGUUCUAUAAGACUACUGUUAAGAAACUUCAGCAAUAUGAUCUUCCUUUAGUCGGCCAUGUGAACCACAAUUUCUCUGUGCAUGCCAUACACAUGGGAGAAGAUGUCUUAUCUGUUUUUGAGCAUGCUAUAAAAGUUCUAUCCUGUAAAGAUGAUCUCGUGGAUUCUAGCAUCUGCCACCCAAAGCAGCUCAUCUCGGGGAAGGAGGACGCAACUAACAACUUUGCCCGUGGCCACUACACGGUUGGGAAGGUGAUUGUGGAUCUAUGCCUGGACUGUGUGCGCAAGCUUGCAGACAACUGCACUGGGCUUCAGGGAUUCUUGGUGUUCAAUGCUGUUGGUGGUGGUACUGGCUCUGGACUUGGUUCACUGUUGUUGGAGCGCCUUUCAGUUGAUUAUGGCAAUAAGUCCAAGCUUGGUUUCACCAUUUAUCCUUCCCCACAGGCUGUGAGCGUGAGCGAGGUCGAGGCAUUGUACAAGCUAUUCAAGAAGAUCAACCUCGCCUUCAUCGAUGAUGGGCUGAUUAAUAAGGUCAGCAAUGGGUGUCUGCUGCUACAGGCCAACCACGCUAGGCGAUCGCGGAGGCCAACCACGCUUCGGGCGCGAUCAGCCGCCGCCAUGCAGGGCUUCCCCGGCGGCGCCCCCGAUCCGCAGCAGCUACAGGCCACCAUGCUCGCCAUCGAGCAGGCCUGCUCCCUCAUCCAGGGUGAUGCUGACAGCUUGUUGGACAGGCUGUGGCAGAAGAAGAAGGCUGAGAUCAAGCAGUAG
Messenger RNA from Zea mays, 1071 nucleotides. RefSeq lists its product as uncharacterized. Gene Ontology annotation, molecular function: GTP binding; structural constituent of cytoskeleton. Gene Ontology annotation, biological process: microtubule-based process. Bases 16 to 1071 code for a protein of 351 amino acids. The record is from RefSeq and is a predicted model, not a curated record. Lineage: Eukaryota; Viridiplantae; Streptophyta; Magnoliopsida; Poales; Poaceae. Gene Ontology annotation, cellular component: microtubule. The transcript is spliced from 8 exons.